ACUGAAUUCCAGGAGCCAAAUAACGUUAAAAAUUAUGAAAAUUGCUUGGAGAUGAACAAUAAAUAUUCAUUUUUCAUGAAUGAUAUUGGCUGCUCUGAUCUGUUGUCGCUAAUAUGUGAACAACCACCACAAGAUACUGCAAACCACAACAUGACAGCAGUAGCAGCAGUGCCAGAGGUGCAGGACUAUCCCUCCUUUGUGAGUGUGGGCGGCCUCUGUCUCUCCUUCAUGACGUGGGUGGAAGAGUCGUGGGAGGAGUCACGUCAGGCUUGUCAUGGCUUGUCAGGGGAGCUGGCUGCUGUUACUGACAUUGAACAACUGAGAGCUAUAUACCUGUACCUGCACCAGGAAGGGAUCGCUGGUCAUUCCUUCUGGCUGGGAGGCUCCGACGCGGCCCAGGAGGGCGUCUGGUUGUGGACUGACGGUCAACGCGUCCCCAUGGGGGCACCGUUCUGGGGCUUUGGGAAGUUAGAUGUGUUGGAGCAGAUGGUGGAGCAGCUGAGAACUGUCUUCUGUUGUACGCUGACGGCUUCCACUACUUCCGUGACUCCUCCUGUAGCCUGCUGAGGACCCCACUGUGUAUCUUUCCCCAGUAGCUGCUGGUGGAACCUGGUGACCCUUGGUGACCCUUGGUGACUCAUUGUGAUCCCUUAAAGACCUCACUGAGUAUGUCUUCAGUAGCUGCUGACCACAAUAACUUGUUCAGUACACAUACAGCUGGACGUGUGGCAGCUCUCACACUUGAGGAGUUCACAAGGUGUUGCGAAAACUUUCUUUGUGAUGUCUGAGAAUAUUGAAGGAAUAAACAGCAACACAGA
Cherax quadricarinatus is the source of this 818-nucleotide messenger RNA. The record is from RefSeq and is a predicted model, not a curated record. Lineage: Eukaryota; Metazoa; Arthropoda; Malacostraca; Decapoda; Parastacidae.